Messenger RNA from Xiphophorus couchianus (Monterrey platyfish), 1666 nucleotides. Its product is annotated as rho GTPase-activating protein 8. Gene Ontology annotation, biological process: negative regulation of endocytic recycling; small GTPase-mediated signal transduction. The record is from RefSeq and is a predicted model, not a curated record. Gene Ontology annotation, cellular component: cytoplasm. Lineage: Eukaryota; Metazoa; Chordata; Actinopteri; Cyprinodontiformes; Poeciliidae. Bases 127 to 1383 code for a protein of 418 amino acids. Gene Ontology annotation, molecular function: GTPase activator activity. The transcript has 13 exons.
GGGGAAAACGGUCUGAGCAUGCGCAGAGUUAGUUUGGAGGAAGUUUUGGAUCGGCUGCGUCCUGCUUAAGUUUCUCUCCUUGGUUUCGCCUCCGGAUUGAAGUUGGAUUUAAUCUUCUUCGCAGGAAUGACUAACACGUCUGACCUGGAGCAGCUGGCAGAAAUAGAGCUGCAGAAAGAGGAGGAUGAGGAAGAGCAGAGGGCGGUUCCUGACGGUCCCAGCAGAACCGAUCCGUCCCAUCCGUACUACGAUGUGGCUCGACACGGAAUCAUCCAGGUGUCAGGAGACGAUAACUACGGCAGGAAGCUGAUCGUCUUCAGCAGCUGCUGCCUGCCGCCGUCUCACCAGCUCAACCACCGCCGCCUCCUCGAGUACCUGAAGUUCACGCUGGACCAGUACGUGGAGAUGGACUACAUACUGGUUUACUUCCACUACGGCAUCAGGAGCAGCAACAAGCCGUCGCUCAAGUGGCUGCGCGAAGCCUACGGCGAGUUUGACCGGAAAUACAAGAAGAACCUAAAGACGCUCUACGUCGUCCAUCCAACUAACUUCAUCCGGAUCGUCUGGAACAUCUUCAAACCUCUGAUCAGUCGCAAGUUUGGGAAGAAGCUGAAGUAUGUGAACUACCUGGCGGAGCUGCGGGAACACCUGAACUACGACCAGCUCUUCAUCCCUGCAGACGUCCUGAGGCAUGACGAGAAGCUGCGGGCGGCUCAGAAGGGCGGACCGCCCCCGCCUGUGAAGACGCCGCCUCCUCGGCCGCCGCUGCCCACGCAGCAGUUUGGGGUCAGCCUGCAGUACAUCAGGGAGAAGAACCGUGAGGCGAUCAUCCCACCUGUCGUGGCUCAGACUGUGGCCUACCUGAAGGAGAAAGGUCUCAGGACAGAGGGGAUCUUCAGGCGUUCGGUUCGGGUUCAGAUCAUCAAGGAAGUCCAGAAACUCUACAACCAGGGUAAGCCAGUGAACUUUGACCUCUACCAGGACGUCCACGUUGCCGCGGUGAUCCUGAAGACAUUCCUCAGAGAACUUCCCGAGCCACUGCUCACCUUCCGGGUCUACAGCCAGGUUCUGGAGCUUCUGGAUGUGGAGAGCAGCCUUCGCGCCACCAGGUGCAAGCAGAUCGUAGAGAGUCUUCCUGAACACAACUUCAUCGUGUUGAAGUUUCUGCUCUGCUUCCUGAACAUGGUGUCCCAGGAGAGCCUCAGCAACAAGAUGAGCGCCUCCAACCUGGCGUGCGUCUUCGGCGUGAACCUGGUCUGGCCUCGCCACGGCUCCAUCUCGCUCAGCGCGCUGACGCCCAUCAACAUUUUCACCGAGAUCCUCGUCGAACACUUCGCUGCCGUGUUCGGCUCCCGCUGCCCACCUGCUCAGGUGACCCCGUGACCCCACAGCUGAGGGGGCCUGAAAGGUCAAGCUGAAGAUCUGUUACACUAUCAGCACACUAAAAAAAACUAGUAAUAAUAAUAAUGCAAAUGCAAUAUGAUGAUUUUUGUUUUAUCUUUUGUACAGAAUAUAUUUAACGUGUGAAUAAAACCCAAAGUUGUCAAAUAAUGCCUGGAUUAAAACCGUUUCUGUAGCUUUACUGUAAAAAACAAGAAAUGAAAUGUUUUGUAAGUGGAAUUUAUAUUUGAUUUUAAUAAAUUGUGACUUAAUGAAGGAAAGAAAA